AGUCCCGGAUCAAAGAGGCAUUCAAUACUGGUGAAUGAGGGAUCCAACGGGGUUCAGCACGGUCCAAACUGCAAAACCACAGAGUACGAAGACCCAGGGACAUAAGCGACACGUGGUGACAGUGAGCAUUUAUUCCCCCUCUUCUCAGUACAGUCAGAAAUAAAAACACCUUCCCAAAAGUACAAGCGUGCGAUAUGAGGAACACAAACACUGUUCGGUGCAGCUUGAUAACAGAACUGUGUCGUGCAAUCUUUAAUUGUGUUGAACAAAUUUUCAAAACAAUCUUUUGUAUUUUCCCAAAACACACACCAAAAUGAUUAAAUACGGGAAAUCUACUGUUACAGCGUCAUCUCUCUGUGUAAACUGAGGUCAGAAGGGCCGAGCGUGCUUCUAAUCACCUUAACUAAGGAUCUCAGCAGUCAAAUGACCGGUGCUGCGGAGUUUAAUUCACAUCGUGUGGGAUAAGCGCACUUUCCCCGCCAGGCGACCUCGCGCGAGGCUCCUCCCUCCCCGCUCGUGGCUGCUUCUGCAUGCAGCGCGCGGAGUCACGGCUGGAGUCACGCGGUAUUCUGGGAAACGCCGAGUCAGACUCACGCUCGCGGCACAAACGGAUGGUCUUCAAUCACUUGCGCGACACGGAAAAGGGUCCAGGCAGCCAGUUAUGGCUCUGUGCAACGGCGAAUCCAAGCUUAAUGCCGAAUCAAAGGAUGGCUCUUCUGGCCGCUUCGAGGGCGCCGUGGCGAUCCUGGAUGCCGGCGCGCAGUACGGGAAAGUGAUCGACCGGCGCGUGAGGGAGCUGUGCGUGCACUCGGAGAUCCUGCCUCUGGAGACGCCGGCCUUUGCUCUCCAAGAGCAGGGAUUCAGUGCGAUCAUCAUAUCUGGGGGUCCAAACUCGGUCUAUGCAGAAGACGCUCCCUGGUUCGACCCCGCCAUUUUCACCAUCGGAAAGCCGGUGCUGGGAAUCUGCUAUGGAAUGCAGAUGAUGACUAAAGUCUUUGGUGGCACAGUGAAUAAGAAAACGAUUCGGGAGGACGGGGUGUUUAACAUCAGCCUUGAUACUGCCUGUUCCCUUUUCAGAGGCCUCCAGAAGGAGGAACUGGUGCUGCUGACGCACGGCGACAGCGUGGAUAAGGUGGCCGACGGGUUCAAGGUGGUGGCGCAGUCGGGGAAUCUCGUGGCAGCCAUCGCCAACGAGCAGAAGAAGCUGUUCGGCACGCAGUUCCACCCGGAGGUCGACCUGACGGAGCACGGCAUGGAAAUGUUCCGCAACUUCCUGUUCGACAUCUCCGGCUGCAACAACGGCUUCACCGUGCAGGGACGCGAGCAGACCUGCAUCCAGGAGAUCCAGGAGAAGGUGGACAAGGCCAAAGUGCUGGUGCUGUUGAGCGGCGGGGUGGAUUCCACCGUGUGCACGGCACUGCUGAACAAAGCCCUGAACCAGGAGCAGGUGAUUGCUGUCCACAUCGACAACGGCUUCAUGCGCAAGAGGGAGAGUCAGAUGGUGGAGGAGGCCCUCAUUAAGCUGGGCAUCAACGUCAAGGUGGUGAAUGCAGCUCACACCUUCUAUAAUGGUACGACGACACUGCCCAUCUCGGAGGAGGACAGAACACCCCGGAAACGAAUUAGCAAGACGCUAAACAUGACCACCGACCCAGAAGAGAAGAGGAAGAUCAUCGGAGAUACCUUUGUGAAGGUGGCCAAUGAGGUGAUCGGGGAGAUGAACCUGAAGCCAGACGAGGUUUUCCUGGCCCAGGGCACGCUGCGGCCGGACCUGAUUGAGAGCGCCUCCACCAUCGCCAGUGGCAAGGCUGACGUCAUCAAGACGCACCACAACGACACGGAGCUGAUCCGCAAGCUGCGUGAUGAGGGAAGAGUAAUCGAGCCGCUGAAGGAUUUCCAUAAGGAUGAGGUGCGGAUGCUGGGUCGAGACCUGGGGCUCCCGGAGGACAUUGUGUCCAGACACCCCUUCCCAGGUCCCGGUCUGGCCAUCAGAGUGAUAUGUGCCGACGAGCCCUACAUCUGCAAAGACUUCGCUGAGACCAACAACAUCCUGAAGAUUGUUGCAGACUUUUCCGCCAGCGUCAAAAAGCCCCAUGCCUUGCUGCAGAAGGUAAAGUCCUGCAUAUCAGAGGAGGAAGAAGAGAAACUUAUGCAGAUAACCAGCCUUCAUUCGCUCAAUGCCUUCCUCCUGCCGAUAAAAACCGUGGGUGUGCAGGGAGACUGCCGGACGUAUAGCUACGUCUGUGGGAUUUCCAGCAGAGAUGACCCCCACUGGGGGUCACUCAUGUUCCUGGCAAGAAUCAUCCCCCGCAUGUGUCACAGCAUCAACAGAGUGGUGUACGUGUUCGGGCCCCAGGUCCGGGAGCCGCCCGCUGACAUCACGCCCACCUUCCUGACCACGGGUGUGCUGGGAACGCUCCGUCAGGCUGACUACGUGGCUCACUCCAUCCUGUGGGAGUCAGGUUACGCCGGGAAGAUCAGCCAGAUGCCGGUCAUCCUGACCCCCCUGCACUUCGACCGCGACCCCCUGCAGAAGCAGCCGUCCUGUCGGCGCUCUGUGGUCAUCCGCACCUUCAUCACCAGCGACUUCAUGACCGGCAUUCCCGCCACACCCGGAAAUCAGAUCCCGGAGGAGGUGGUGCUGAAGAUGGUGACGGAGAUCAGGAAAAUCCCUGGGAUUUCCCGAGUCAUGUUUGACCUGACGUCCAAGCCUCCAGGGACCACCGAGUGGGAAUGAAAUGCGCGGAUCCCAUUUUAUCUUUUAACACCUUUCCUGCCUCAUCCACCAAUACACUGCCCCCAAGUUACCAGGCCCCUCGCCCCCCCAUGACAAGAACAUUCCCAAUGUUGCCAGGCAAUACUGUGACCAGCAGCACACCUGAAGACAAUAGAAUACCCCAUCUAGGUGUUUUUUUUUCCUUGGGGAAAGGUUGUGUUCAUCUUUUUUUUUUUUUUUCUUUCCCCCUUGUCAAUGUAAUCAACAUAAGGCUAACGCUACAUCUCUAAGAGCUCCGAUGCUGGGUGUGGUUAAGGCUAACGCUACAUCUGUAAGAGCUCCGAUGCUGGGUGUGGUUCAGCCACUGUCUUCGUCGUUUUUUUAAAAGAAAAAAACCUUGUUCUUCUGUGUCACAUUUUUUGUAUAAUUCUGAAGUGGUUUUGGGUUUGUGUUUCCCUUUUUUUAUUGCCAAAUUGCAGAAGUGGGUUUGACUGCCUUCCCCUCCCAGUGCUGUAAUAAACUCUCUGCUAAGAACACUGUACAAACAUCCUACGUCUCACGUACAACUGCUGUACAGGGCUGCAGUCAUGUGGCUCUGUGUCUGCCCCAAGUGUGCAAGGUGCCCUUUAUCCAUCUCGCAAUAAGUGCUUUCACAAGAAAAUUCUGCUUCUGUCAUUCUCCAGAAAAAAUCCCGUGCUCCUCUUUCAUGACACCUACUCCUAUCGUGUGUCUCACUCUUGUAGGCCCUGUUGUGACCCGGGUUCGAGCGUAAACCCUUUAGUGUCUGUUUUCCAUACCGACCGUGUACUCUGACCUCAGAGACGUAACUUAUGACAGCUCAGUUUUAUAACGUGAGUUGAAGCUUGUAUUUUAGGUAUUUAUUGUCUUUGUACUUACGAUUCCGUGCGGUGUUCAUCAAAACAGCGAGAAAUCAAGAUGGACUUCUUUCAUGUCUUAAUCGCAACUCUCGCUCUUAAUGUCCGCUGCCUUCCUCCGUGUAAAACUAAGCAGCAUCUUACAGCUAGUGAACUCGUUGAUUUUGUAGUUGCAUUUAACUGCAAUAUAAACCACAAUUUUGAGUUUAAUUUAUGCAAUUUUGUGACUCAUUUGCCUUCAUCUUUAUAAGACCGACCUUUUUUCCCUCUUUUUAAUGUGCCUCAACCGCUGCAUGCAGUUCCAACAUUGAAAUUUGUACGAUGAUAAAAUCAAGCUUUAAUAAAGAUGUUAGAAAGUA
Molecule: messenger RNA, 3950 nt
Organism: Paramormyrops kingsleyae
Lineage: Eukaryota; Metazoa; Chordata; Actinopteri; Osteoglossiformes; Mormyridae
Gene: gmps
Product: guanine monophosphate synthase
Biological process (GO): GMP biosynthetic process
Cellular component (GO): cytosol
Molecular function (GO): GMP synthase activity; ATP binding; GMP synthase (glutamine-hydrolyzing) activity
Source: RefSeq, a predicted model, not a curated record